This is a messenger RNA of Fukomys damarensis (Damara mole-rat), 2263 nucleotides long. RefSeq names its product follicle stimulating hormone receptor (gene Fshr). Lineage: Eukaryota; Metazoa; Chordata; Mammalia; Rodentia; Bathyergidae. Gene Ontology annotation, molecular function: protein binding; G protein-coupled receptor activity; follicle-stimulating hormone receptor activity. Gene Ontology annotation, biological process: follicle-stimulating hormone signaling pathway; male gonad development. Bases 100 to 2187 code for a protein of 695 amino acids. Gene Ontology annotation, cellular component: membrane. The transcript is spliced from 10 exons. The record is from RefSeq and is a predicted model, not a curated record.
CAAACAGCCUCUUCUCCUAGAGGCACUGUGUGGAGCCUCUGGUGUCCAGAGGAUUUUCACCGCUGGUACAGGAGGGAAGCAGGUGGAUGGAUAAGAAGCAUGGCCUUGCUCCUGCUGACUCUGCUGGCGUUCCUGGGCUGGGGCUCUGGAUGUCAUCAUCGGCUCUGCCACUGCUCUAACCGGGUCUUACUCUGCCAAGACAGCAAGGUGACCGAGAUUCCCUCCGACCUCCCUCGGAAUGCAGUUGAGCUGAGGUUUGUCCUCACCAAGCUUCGAAUCAUCCCAAAAGGAGCAUUUGCAGGAUUUGGGGACUUGGAGAAAAUAGAGAUCUCUCAGAACGAUGCCUUGGAAGUGAUAGAGGCAGAUGUGUUCUCCAACCUGCCCAACUUACAUGAAAUUAGAAUUGAAAAGGCUAACAACCUGCUGUACAUCAAUCCUGAGGCCUUCCAGAACCUUCCCAACCUCCGAUAUCUGUUAAUAUCCAACACAGGUAUAAAGCACUUGCCAGCUGUUCACAAGAUUCAAUCUCUUCAAAAGGUUUUACUAGACGUUCAAGAUAACAUAAACAUCCACACAGUUGAAAGAAAUUCUUUCAUGGGGCUGAGUUUUGAAAGUGUGAUUCUAUGGCUGAAUAAAAAUGGGAUUGAAGAAAUACACAACUGUGCAUUCAAUGGAACCCAGCUAGAUGAACUGAAUCUAAGUGAUAAUGGUAAUUUGGAAGAACUACCCAAUGAUGUUUUCCAGGGAGCUUCUGGGCCAGUCAUUCUAGAUCUUUCAAGGACAAGAAUCAAUUCUCUUCCUACCCACGGCUUAGAAAAUCUUAAGAAGUUGAGGGCCAAGUCAGCAUAUAACUUAAAAAAGCUUCCUAACUUGGAAAAGUUUGUUGCCCUGGUGGAAGCCAGCCUCACCUACCCUAGCCAUUGCUGUGCUUUUGCAAACUGGAGACGGCAAAUCUCUGAACUUCAUCCAAUUUGCAACAGAUCUAUUUUAAGGCAAGAAGUCAAUGAUAUGACUCAGGCUGGGGCUCAGAGAGUCUCUCUGACAGAAGAUGAUGAGUCCAGUUACGGCAAGGGCUUUGACAUGAUGUAUGGCGAAUUUGACUAUGAUUUAUGCAAAGAAGUGGUUGACGUGUCCUGCUCCCCUAAACCAGAUGCAUUCAACCCCUGUGAAGAUAUAAUGGGGUACAACAUCCUCCGAGUCCUCAUAUGGUUUAUUAGCAUCCUGGCAGUCACUGGGAACAUCACCGUGCUGGUGGUCCUUACCACCAGCCAAUACAAACUCACGGUCCCCUGGUUCCUUAUGUGCAACUUGGCCUUUGCCGAUCUUUGCAUUGGAAUCUACCUGCUGCUCAUAGCAUCCGUUGAUGUCCACACCAAGAGCCAGUACCACAACUAUGCCAUUGACUGGCAAACUGGAGCAGGCUGCGCUGCUGCUGGCUUUUUCACUGUCUUUGCCAGCGAACUCUCAGUCUAUACUCUGACGGCCAUCACCCUGGAGAGGUGGCACACCAUUACCCACGCCAUGCAGCUGGAAUGUAAGGUGCAGCUCCGCCAUGCUUGUACCAUCAUGGCGAUGGGCUGGAUCUUUGCUUCUGCAGCUGCCCUCUUUCCCAUUUUUGGGGUCAGCAGCUACAUGAAGGUGAGCAUCUGCCUGCCCAUGGAUAUUGACAGCCCUCUGUCACAGCUAUAUGUCAUGCUCCUCCUUGUGCUCAAUGUUCUGGCUUUUGUGGUCAUCUGCGGCUGCUACAUGCACAUCUACCUCACAGUGAGGAAUCCUAACAUCAUGUCCUCUGCUAGCGACACCCGAAUUGCAAAGCGCAUGGCCAUGCUCGUUUUCACUGACUUCCUCUGCAUGGCACCCAUUUCUUUCUUUGCCAUUUCUGCCUCCCUCAAGGUGCCCCUCAUCACUGUGUCCAAGGCAAAGAUUCUCCUGGUCCUGUUCUACCCCAUCAACUCCUGUGCCAACCCUUUCCUCUAUGCCAUCUUCACCAAGAACUUUCGCAGGGAUUUCUUUAUGCUGCUGAGUAAGUGUGGCUGCUAUGAAAUGCAAGCCCAGAUUUACAGGACGGAAAGCUCAUCCACUGCUCACAACUCCCACCCAAGAAAUGGCCACUGCUCUUCAGCUCCAAGAGCCACCAAUGGUUCAAGUUACAUACUUGUCCCUCUAAGCCAUUUAGCUCAGAACUAAAACAUAAUGUGAAAAGUAUGUGCAUGUUGAAUGAAAAGUAAGCCUUUCCUUUGAAGAGUAUGCCACAGGACAGCUG